This is a messenger RNA of Triticum urartu, 949 nucleotides long. NCBI's taxonomy places the organism in Eukaryota, Viridiplantae, Streptophyta, Magnoliopsida, Poales, Poaceae. The record is from RefSeq and is a predicted model, not a curated record.
GCGCAGAUGUUCGACACUGUCGGGUGGUUUGCUAGAGAUCUGCCUACGCUGUCUCGUGUCACCGAUGUGAUGCUGCCGCCGGUGCCAGCUGCCACCGACGAUGAUGCCGAGAUACGACGACGACCGAGCUGUGUCAUCAUUCCUGCAGACUGCUUCAAGAUCUUGGGCUCCUCUGACGAUGACCACACCUACGAGAUCCUCAAUGCUUGUGCGGCCAAGGUGUUCGGAAGUGAUGCAGUGGUGGAUAAUGGUAACCUUGGUGAUUUUGUCUCCAGCAACGUUCCGAGCAUCGGCAAGUUCAUGACCGAGUUGUCUGCGGUUGAAGCAUCAUCGUCGUGUGUGCCGGCUCUGUCUGCAAUCUCACGUGUCAUGCGUGUCCUUCAAAGGUCUGAAUUCAAAGCAAACCACGCGAACUGGGUGAACACGGUGAAGCCCAACCUCGGCCCUGGCAUCCGAGAGCGAGUACAGGAGGCCAUUGCGUCGGAGGAUGAAUCCGCCAUGGAUGAUCUUCACGCCGUCAGGACCGAAUUCAAGUCUGCACUUGCCGCUCUCCUCAAGGAGGAUGGCAUCCUGGCGAUCCCUACGGUUCCCGGCGCGCCGCCGAAGCUACGCAUGGAUGCGACACUGCUGGAGGACUUCCGGGCGAGGGCCUUCUCGCUGCUGUCCAUUGCCGGCCUCUCGGGGUUCUGCCAGGUCAGUAUCCCACUGGGCACCCGUGGCGGCGUCCCGGUGUCGGUCUCGCUGCUCGCGCGGCAUGGCGGUGACCGUUUCCUUGUCGCUGUAGCCCAAGAGCUCCAUGAGGCGCUCCAAGCCGAGGCCACAGCAACCUGGGGCUCAUCAGCUUAGCCUAAUUCCGUCAUAUCUUGCUGAAUUCUCACAGUACAGGAAAUUGUAUUGUAUGACUCUAUCUGAACAUAUGCAAUAUAUAUAGCGUGAAGAUCAUUGCUGA